Messenger RNA from Humulus lupulus (European hop), 765 nucleotides. RefSeq lists its product as uncharacterized. The record is from RefSeq and is a predicted model, not a curated record. The transcript is spliced from 3 exons. Gene Ontology annotation, cellular component: ribosome. Gene Ontology annotation, molecular function: structural constituent of ribosome. Gene Ontology annotation, biological process: translation. The coding region runs from base 71 to 394 and encodes 107 amino acids. NCBI's taxonomy places the organism in Eukaryota, Viridiplantae, Streptophyta, Magnoliopsida, Rosales, Cannabaceae.
AAGGUUGAACUGGGAAUUAUCUGUGUAUCAGUGUGUUUUUGAAAAUUAGGGUUUAAGGGAAAAGAGAAAGAUGAAGAAGGUGGUGGGAAUGGUGGUCUCCAACAAGAUGCAGAAGUCGGUGGUUGUGGCCGUCGACAGGCUCUUCUAUCACAAGCUCUACAAUCGCUACAUCAAGCGCACCUCCAAAUUCAUGGCCCACGACGAGCAAGACCAGUGCAACAUCGGUGACCGAGUCAGAUUGGAUCCUUCGAGGCCUAUAAGCAAACGCAAGAAUUGGGUUGUGGCUGAAAUUCUCAAGAAAGCACGCAUUUAUGUCCCACCAUCUGCUGCUGAUUCUGCCAAUAUCAAUGCUCAAAAAUCUCCUUCGUCUUCUACUUCGCCCUCAUCCUCCUGAGGUUUACGGGCAGCUGAAAGUUUGUGCUAAAACAUUUGAAAAGUUUGGAUUUUUAGACAAGAGAAGGUCCCCAAGAAAGAAUUGCUUUACAAUAUGCUCCGAGCUAAAGUUUGAUGUAUAUUGUUGUUGGCUUUUUGGAAGUUCAAGAAUGCUACUUCUCUUGUUUUGGAUCUUUUCAUUUGCAAGGAUGGAUGGUCUUUUCAUGUACUAAAUAUCUUUAUAAAAACAAGAGAUUUGUAUCCUCAUCAGUGCAUCAGUUUUGCUUGGAGUUUUGAUACAUUUUUUUCCCCUUCAUUUCUUUAAUUGCAUCUGUUGUCAUCAAAGAGAAUUUCUAAAUAAGAAGGCCAUGGAAAAGCUUUUUUUUUGUUUUA